GCCGGUACAACAUAAUAUUUGUGGUGAUAAGAGACAUAAAAGGUCUUCAAUAGAAACGUGAUCUAUUAGUUCAGUGCGAACAAUAGCAUUGUAAGGUUCGUAGUGCUUAUCUAACAGUGUCAAUUUCGAAAUGAAAAUAAAACUAUCGGACGACUUAUCAGUCAACUAUUUGAAGGUAGGCAAUGGGCCACAUACUAUUGUUUUGCUACCCGGUACUUUUGGUACCAUUGAAAAGGACUUUGAUGAACAGCUGGAAAGUUUAGAUAAAGAAAAAUUUACGCUGGUCUCAUGGGAUCCUCCAGGAUACGGACAGAGUCGACCUCCAUACCGCGAUUUCCACGAUAAGAAUGCUCUUCGUAAGGAUGCACAUCUCGUUGCCAGACUGAUGGAGCUUCUAGAAAUCGACACCUAUUCAAUUCUCGGCUUCUGUGCUGGAGGUGCAACUGCUCUUAUAUUAGCAGCAGCCUAUCCGAAACGAGUUUUAAAUGUUACAGUUUGGGGAACAAAGUCCUAUGUGAGCGAUGCUGACAAGGAAAAUUUGAAAAAAUUCAUGAGCGGCGAAACAUUAGGUGCAUCAGCCAAUGAUGCGAAUCUGCAAAUCUAUGGCGCAGAGGAAUUAUAUCGCAUGUAUGCUAAUUCAGCUGAUGCAAUAAUGAAGACGGACAAUAUUUGUAGAGAAGACUUACCGAAAGUGAAGUGUCCGGUGUUGAUUUUGCAUGGCGAAGCGGACAAUUGGAUUCGAAAGGAGCAUCCAUUGUAUUUGGCAGAGAAUCUCCAGAAUGCUAGAAUUCACUUUUUCCCGGACGGAAAGCAUUUCAUUCAUCGUAAUUAUGCGAAAGAGUUCAACCAAAUUGUUGAAACGUUUGUGCUUCAGUAGAAGUGUUGGAAAUUCGACACGAAAAUUUUGGUGGAUUGUGAACAGAUGUAACUUAAAAGCGAGUGAAUGCCAUGAAUAAAUUGAAUUUGAAACGUUUAUCGUUUUAUUUCU
This is a messenger RNA of Bradysia coprophila, 988 nucleotides long. RefSeq names its product serine hydrolase BPHL-like. Gene Ontology annotation, molecular function: serine hydrolase activity. NCBI's taxonomy places the organism in Eukaryota, Metazoa, Arthropoda, Insecta, Diptera, Sciaridae. The record is from RefSeq and is a predicted model, not a curated record.